Trichoderma asperellum CBS 433.97 is the source of this 684-nucleotide messenger RNA. Lineage: Eukaryota; Fungi; Ascomycota; Sordariomycetes; Hypocreales; Hypocreaceae. The record is from RefSeq and is a predicted model, not a curated record.
CAGGUAUUUUCUUUCUUAAAGCAGAUUUUAAAGUGAACAAAGAGAUUUUUGGCCAUAUAUUGCAUACUGGAACAGAUAAAAAUGUAGGUAGCUACGUAUAUGUACAUAUACAGCCACGCAUUUAUCUUUCACUAGUAUCGAAUGAAACAGCAUUCCACCAUUCCCCGUUAUUCCACAAUACAAUCAGCUAAGAAUGACCUACCUUGAUCCCCCAACAAUUCAAUGGAUUGUAGCCGUUGUCAAACAUUACUAUACUUCGCUACGUGAUAUAGAGUGUCAGAUAGACAUCGCCAAUGGGGAAAUCGCCCUUCUAAGAGGGCAGAUGUUUGAAAUUGAGGGUCAAAUUGAAGGCAAUAUUCCUAUUACCCAGGCACAAGUGGAGACAAUAAAGACAAUGGAAGAUUGGAUUAAUGAGGCUAAGCGAACCAUCCGAGCCAACCAAGCGUUCCAACUACGAUCAAACCGUGUCGGCAAUAUAGGUACCACUGAUGUUGUGUCUCCAUCAUUAUUGCCUUUGCCAAACGCAUACCUCCAGAAUAUCUCAUCGGGAGUGGAAAAUGGGUCGUCUCAAAGGUUUAUAGACACAAACCAGUUGGAUGGCGAACAGAAGGAUGGUCAUGAUUGCGAUAGCUGUUACCUAUGCAUGGAAGAAGCUAAGCAAGACUCUUUAAACUAGCCUCAGAG